Oncorhynchus keta (chum salmon) is the source of this 6682-nucleotide messenger RNA. Its product is annotated as apoptotic protease-activating factor 1-like. Gene Ontology annotation, molecular function: ADP binding; protein binding. The coding region runs from base 1 to 4269 and encodes 1422 amino acids. NCBI's taxonomy places the organism in Eukaryota, Metazoa, Chordata, Actinopteri, Salmoniformes, Salmonidae. The transcript has 27 exons. The record is from RefSeq and is a predicted model, not a curated record. Gene Ontology annotation, biological process: regulation of apoptotic process; intein-mediated protein splicing.
AUGAGUCUAUGUCGGGCCACUGUUAAGUGUCUUAUCAGUAUUGCCAAGUGCAAUACCAAAGAUACUGAGCUAGCACUGCAGGCCUACAAGUUUACAAUGAACAACAAGCUGUCACGUAUCACCAGGCAGCCUGCUCCCAUCUGCCUAGUUACAGUCAAGCGCAUGCUUUAUCUCACCCUCUCACGUGUGCGCGAAACGCCACCGCAUUGGUCAUUUGAGACCGGGGGCAGUUGUUUUUGUUAUAAUUCAGGAAGAACCUUACUCAUUUCAAAAAUAGGUGGGGAUUACAUUUAUUUACAGAAUUACAUUAUUUUGAAAGGAAAUUAUUAUAAACUUGAGCACUUAUCGAGUGUGGAUAGCGAGCUCCUGUGUCGAGCAAAUAGAUACAUCUCCCAUCACCUGCCAAUUCAUCACCAUUCCAACCCAGCCACCCCACCUAUGUGGUCGGACCAGGUCUGGCCCGUUGGCAUGGCGAUGAUGGAGGAAGGGGCGCGGAGCUGCCUGCUUCAGUCACGCUCCAGCCUUGAGCAGGACAUCAGGGCUUCCUACCUGAUGGAUCACAUGAUCAGUGACGGUGUGCUGACUGGGGACGAGGAGGACAGGAUCAGGAGCAAGCCCACCAGGAGAGAGCAGGCGGCGGCCCUGCUGGAGCUGCUCCUGAGGAAGGAUAACCAGGCCUACAUCUCCUUCUACAAUGCCCUGGUCCGCGAGAGCUACGGAGACCUGGCCAGCCUGCUCCACAACAGCCUGCCCCUGGUCUCCCCUGAGGCUGAGAAGAGCUUCUCAGACGGUGGCACCCGCUAUGUCCAGGCGGUGCUGAGUGAGGGCGGCGUGCCCCAGAGACCCGUGGUGUUUGUGAGCCGGCUAGCCCUGAUGAACCGGGUCAGGGAGAAGCUCUACCGCUUGCAGAAGGAGCCCGGCUGGGUCACUGUGUUCGGCAUGGCCGGCUCCGGCAAGUCUGUCUUGGCUGCGGAGGCAGUCCGAGACCACGCACUCAUCACAGAGUGUUUUCCGGGAGGAGUCCACUGGCUGUCCAUAGGCCAGCUGGACCGGUCUGACCUGCUGGUUAGGAUCCAGUCACUGUGUUUCCGCCUGGAGCAGCAGAGCCAGGAGAAAGACCCCUCGUCCUCCCUCCACCGGUCUCCUGGCUCUCUGGAAGAGGCCAAGGAGCGACUACGCUUCCUCAUGCUCCGUCGUUACCCCAGGUCGUUGCUGAUACUGGAUGACAUCUGGGACAGCUCGGUGCUCAAGGCCUUUGACAUCCAGUGUCGAGUACUGCUCACCACCCGAGACAGAAGCCUAGCCGACUGUGUCAGCGGUCCUAAGUCUGAGGUGGCAGUGGAGAGUGGUCUGGAGGAGGGUCAGGCCUUGGAGAUCCUCGCCCUGUAUGUCAACAGGAAACCCCAGAGACUCCCAGAACAGGCCCGCAGCAUUGUCCGAGAGUGCAAAGGUUCUCCCUUGGUGGUGUCCCUAAUCGGGGCCCUGCUGCGGGAGUUCCCGGACCGCUGGGCCUACUACCUGCACACGCUCCAGCAGAAGAAGUUCAAGCGUAUCCGUAAGUCGUCUUCAUAUGACUACGAUGCCUUUGACCAGGCCAUGGCUGCCAGCAUCCAGGUCCUGUCUGAGGAACACAGGGAGCUGUACAUUGACCUCACCGUGCUGGAGAAGGACGUCAAAGUACCUGCCAAGGUUCUGUCAGUUCUGUGGGAUCUAGAACCGGAGGAGGUGGAGGACGUUCUCCAGGACUUUGUGAAUAAGUCCCUACUGUUCCGUGACUGUCACCACCGGCCCUACCUCUACUACCUCCAUGACCUCCAGCUGGACUUCCUGGCUGAGAUGAACCGCUCUGGCCUAGAGAGCCUCCACACCAAGGUGGUGCGUCAGUACCAGCAGCGUUACAGCAAGGGUCCUCCCACCUCAGGAGAUGAAGAGUGCCUCUACUGGUUCAGAUUCCUCACCUACCACAUGGCCAAGGCCAACCUCACACAGGAGUUGUACUCUCUGAUGUUCUCUCUGGAAUGGGUCAGAACUAAAGCUCAGAUUAUGGGACCGGCUCAUCUCAUCAAUGACUAUUUGGAGUACAGCACCAUACUGGACAAAGAGAACAGCGAGGUGCGGGGCCACUUCCAGGAGUUCCUGUCUCUGAACGGCCACCAGUUGGAGCAGCGUCCGUUCCCUGACGUAGUGCAGCUGGCCCUGUCCCAGCCAGACUCCUCUGAGGUGUACCGCCAGGCCCUGCUGCAGGCGCAGGAGAGGGCCACCAGAGGGGGACUCUACCUUGACUGGGUGAACAAAAGUAGUCUGAAGAGCCUGUCUCGUCUGGUGGUCCAGGCCCACCAGGGAUCCAUCUACUCUGCCUGCUUCUCCCACGACGGCACCAAGAUCGCCUCCUGUGGCUCCAGCAAGACACUGCGAGUGUUUAAGAGCACGUCUGGGGAGAAGCUGCUGGAGAUCCAGGCCCACGACGAUGAGGUGCUCUGCUGCGCCUUCUCCCCGGAUGACCGUCUCCUAGCAACCUGCUCCAGUGAUAGGAAGGUCAAGGUUUGGAAUGUGGAGCGUGGGACUCUGAUGAGGAUGUUUGAGGACGAACACGAGGAGCAGGUCAACCACUGUCAGUUCACCAACACACGCCGACGCCUCCUACUGGCCACCUGUUCCAACGACAAGUUCAUGAACACCAAGCUGUGGAACAUCAAUAAACCCUCCUCCCAGAACACCAUGUUUGGUCAUUUGGAGCCUGUCAAUCACUGCUGUUUCUCCCCUGAUGACGCCUACCUCUCCACCUCUUCCAGCGACGGAACCCUGAAGCUGUGGGAGGUGUCCUCUGCUAAUGAGUGGAAGUCCAUAGACGUGGCGGACAUGUUCCCGGAGCAGAGAGAGCAGACGGAGGUCAUGGUGAAGUGCAGCACCUGGUCAGCAGACGGCAGGACCAUCAUCUGUGCUGCCAGGAACGCAGUCUUUGUGUUUGAUGUAGAGACGGCGGCCAUGUUGUUGGAGAUCCGGACCAGUCGUCUGAGCACGGUGCAGUACUGUCACGCCUGCCCCAGCAGCAACCUGGUGGCCAUCGCACUGUCACACUAUGCUGUGGAGCUGUGGGACAUAGAGACCAGUAAGAAGAUGGCUGACUGUAGUGGUCAUCUGAGCUGGGUCCAUGGAGUCCAGUUCUCCCCUGACGGAUCUCUACUGCUCUCCUGUUCUGACGACCAGACCGUCAGGGUGUGGGAGACUAAUAAAGUUCACACCUCCUCGGCUGUCUGUCUGAAGAGGGACUCUGACGUGCUCUUUAACAAUGGUGACAUUACUGUGGUCGCCGCCGACAACCGCAACAGACUGCAGGUGAGGAAUGGGAGGACCGGAGCGGUGAUGUUCCAGUCAGAGAACCAGGAGUCUCGUAUCCGCUGCACUGCGAUCUGCUCACAGACCUCAGCCGUGGGGCUGGGACGAGAGGAUGGGACGAUACAGGUGUUGGAGGUGCCGUCGGGGACCUCUCUAGCCACUCUUCAGGGUCACACCAGGGCAGUUCUCCACUGCCAGUUCACCCCGGAGGGACACACACUCAUCACCUCCUCUGAGGACACCACCAUACGGGUGUGGAGGUGGAGGACAGGUGAGUGUGUGGUUCUGGAGGGCCACAAGGAGCAGGUCAGAUGCUUCUCUCUGCUCACCACCUCACCCUCCUCAGAGACACAUCUCCUCAGCUGGUCCUUUGAUGGCACCAUCAAGGUGUGGGACAUGUCUAGUGGUGAACGGCUGCAGGAUCUAGUGUGUCACCAGGGGGCGGUGUUAGCCUGUGACGUGUCACCUGACGGACAGCUCUUCGCCACCACCUCCGCUGACAAGACUGCCAAGGUGUGGAGCAGUGCAUCGUGGGAGUGCGUGCGCCUGUUGAACGGCCACCAGGAUUGUGUCCGCAGCUGCCGCUUCUCUUGGGACGGCCGGCGCCUAGCAACCGGCGACGACAACGGAGAGAUACGGCUGUGGAACGUGAAGGAUGGUACUCUGCUUAAGAUCUGUUCCCGUGACAACAAGGACGCCAUGGACUCUCUGCACGGAGGCUGGGUGACCGACCUGCACUUCUCCCCAGACAACACUGUGCUGCUGUCUACAGGAGGAUACAUUAAGUGGUGGAACGUGGAGAAAGGAGUGGCCCUCCAGACCUUCUACCCGACAGGAGCCAAUCUGAAAAGGAUCCACGUGUCACCUGACUUCUCCACCUUCGUCACCAUCGACAAUAUCGGAAUCCUCUACAUCCUUAAGAAGGUGGAAUGAGAGGGAGGCAUAGCUCAUUAGUCUAAAGUGGUUUACUUAUAGCUCAUUAGUCUAAAGUGGUUUACUUAUAGCUCAUUAGUCUAAAGGGGGCGUAGCUCAAUAAUGUAAAUAGUUCUCGUCUCCUCUCCUUGCAUUGAUCUGAAAGAGCCAGACAGGUGAGAGCCAAUGUCCGUUAGUCAUCUGCCAUGUUGCUUUAGCCUGCGUUCUCAGAUCAGUUCUCAAAUAAUUUCUCCUGCUCUGCCUUCUGCAUGCCAUAACAGUCACACAAUCACAACCAAAUACAUCAUUUCUCCUGCUCUGCCUUCUGCAUGCCAUAACAGUCACACAAUCACAACCAAAUACAUCAUUUCUCCUGCUCUGCCUUCUGCAUGCCAUAACAGUCAAACAAUCACAACCAAAUACAUCAUUUCUCCUGCUCUGCCUUCUGCAUGCCAUAACAGUCACACAAUCACAACCAAAUACAUCAUUUCUCCUGCUCUGCCUUCUGCAUGCCAUAACAGUCACACAAUCACAACCAAAUACAUCAUUUCUCCUGCUCUGCCUUCUGCAUGCCAUAACAGUCAAACAAUCACAACCAAAUACAUCAUUUCUCCUGCUCUGCCUUCUGCAUGCCAUAACAGUCAAACAAUCACAACCAAAUACAUCAUUUCUCCUGCUCUGCCUUCUGCAUGCCAUAACAGUCACACAAUCACAACCAAAUACAUCAUUUCUCCUGCUCUGCCUUCUGCAUGCCUCAACAGUCACACAAUCACAACCAAAUACAUCAUUUCUCCUGCUCUGCCUUCUGCAUGCCUCAACAGUCACACAAUCACAACCAAAUACAUCAUUUCUCCUGCUCUGCCUUCUGCAUGCCUCAACAGUCAAACAAUCACAACCAAAUACAUAAUUUCUCCUGCUCUGCCUUCUGCAUGCCAUAACAGUCACACAAUCACAACCAAAUACAUCAUUUCUCCUGCUCUGCCUUCUGCAUGCCAUAACAGUCAAACAAUCACAACAAAAUUGAUAUCCUGACAAAAUGAACUAUUCUGCUUUUCUUAUUGUAUCAGGGGACCAUAGACAAAAUGCAUUUGAUUCUUACUGCACUGGGGUAAAUUGUAUGCAAUAUGGAGAGAUUUUUCUAUGCUCUUUUUAACUAGGAAAAUCUAUGCUAUAAUGAAAUGCACCAGCAUUGUCUGUUGUGAUUCUACAGUGAUGUUGUCAAACAGUGAAUUGGUUUUGUAUUUCUAAGUGCCCAAUGAGUCUUUGGCUUUGUUAAUGUCGUGGCACUCUGCAAAUGGUCAUGAUUGUGUUCCGUCGUCUUAAACAAAGUGCAUGUAUUUUUCCCUGUGAAGUUUGGGUGGCAGGGAGCCUAGCGAUUUAAGAGCAUUGUGCCAGUAACCUAAAGGUUGCUGGUUCAAAUCUCUGAGUCGACUGGGUGAAAAUCUCUCUAUGCCCUUCAGCAACGCACUUAACCCUAAUUUGCUCUUGUAAGUCGCUCUGGAUAAGAGCGUCUGUUGACUAAAAUGUAAAGGUCUAAACCUGUGUUUUUGGACUAACUAAAGUCUUAAAGAUGGAUUCCGCAGUAUGGGGAAGCCUACCCACCACUUACAAAAAAAAAAAUCAAACCUUGACCAAAGGCAUUUGUCAGAAUAGCAUCUGUCGACUAUGUUUACUAUCAAGUUCAACACUGUUUAGGACAUUUUAUACACUAAUUAUAUCAAUAGAGCCAGUUUUUUUUUUUUUUGUACAAGUCCUUUUUUAUUGUAUAUAUCUUGCUUUCAUACAUUUAGUUUUAUUAUUACUACUGAUCCACGCUCCAGUGAGCUUUGUAGGAAGGCACUAUGAUUUAUCUCUUGUGGUCUAUAACAAGAACAUGGCCUUGUUCCAAUACUUUGACAAUGCGUCCUUACUUCCUCGCUUCCUUCCUUCCAUUGUUGCUUGUCGUCAUCUCUGAUCUGACGCUAUUGAAUAGCUGACCGAUUGCUUCCACUUCACGGUUGACAAUCCAGAGUCAUUUCAAAUCUGUGAAUUUUUUAAAGGAAAGGAUGCAUUUUCAAAGUAUUCAAUAUGGGCCUUGUUUUUGAUGUCAGAACAUGUGCUCUUACCUAUUGGUGCUUUAAACUCAGUGUGCAAGUAAAUCAUCAGAGGAGGUCUCUCCCUGUCAAUCAAAUCUGUGAAGUCACGAGGUGAUCUCAGGACAUGAAUACUGUUAUGGUAAAGUGCUUGUGUGUGGUCUGUAAUGUAUAAUGUUUUAUUCUCUAAGGUAUUAUAAGACAGCAGGUGGCUUACAUACUCCUCUAAAUUUGUCAUUAAAUCAUUUGAUGUUCACUGUCCAGAGCAUAGGGUAGUAUUUGAUCUACACUGAACAAAAAAACACAUGUCAAGUGUUGGUCCCAUGUUUCAUGAGCUGAAAUAAAACAUUCCUGAAAUUUUC